This is a messenger RNA of Anastrepha obliqua, 2112 nucleotides long. Its product is annotated as serine/threonine-protein kinase WNK2. The record is from RefSeq and is a predicted model, not a curated record. Bases 795 to 2012 code for a protein of 405 amino acids. The transcript has 3 exons. NCBI's taxonomy places the organism in Eukaryota, Metazoa, Arthropoda, Insecta, Diptera, Tephritidae.
GUUACACUUUUUAAUAAUCAAUUUUAACAAAAUCAAACACUUUCGGAACAGACCCGGGAUCCCGAAGUACAAAACAAGAUCACGGAAAUCCCGAAAUUUUACAUCCCUAGUACAUGCGUAAGAAUACUUACCGCGCUCUUACAUUCUUUUGGACAUAUUUUAAUUAGUUGAAUCUUAACUGGUAACAGAUUUCAUCAAACAAACAAAAAAUAAAAAAAGAAGAAUAAUCUUCAAAAAUAAGAAUGCCCUCAGCAGUAAAUUUUGUGAUGGAAAGAAUUUCGCAAAAGAUUAAAGAAAAUGGUAAAACAAAUAAACAUAAGUCAAUACGUGCGUAUGUAUUUAUAUGAAGUGGAAAGGGUCGCUUGGGAAAUGCCACUAUCCCGAAAUUGCGUGCAAUGAGCCAAACCGGUUGACGGAAAUAAACAUAUUAAAUUUAAGUUUUGUUGAUUUUGGGGGAGGAAAUGCAUUACAAAUAAAAAUAAAAACUGCAUGCGCGCCUCUACUUUAAAAUGACAAGAAUUUGCAAUAUACGUGGAUCGUAAACAAAAUCCGUACAUAUAUUUUUAUGUAGAUGCGUUUGCCAAGUAAUGUGUGGAUGGUUAGAAAUGUGGGUAUAUAAAGAAGUGGUAAGAAGUUUAAGUUGCGUGGUGUAUAAAGACUGCAACGAGACGUAGCUACAGAUCUUUCAACAGACAACGUUUACCAAGAGCGCACGCGUGGAAGCCAGUUGGCGGUUGAAAAUUCGAACAAGAAAGAAAGUAUUUUUUUGUUUUUGUUUUGAAUAAAAACAUAAAAUGUUUUUCAAUGUGAUUAUUCUCACGACUUUACUGAGUGCUGGUUUUCACUCCACCACAUCCUAUACGGUGCCAUUCCAAGUGCUAGGUGUACAGCAAGUUAACCCUAUACCAACAUUUGAAGAACAAGUGGCCCUUUGGUCUGCUCACCAGCCAGUGGACAAUUCUGUGCACCACAGCGAUGAAGGAUUACCAUUUCAUUUGCAGCAAAUUGACGCAAUCGCAGACUUUGAUAAGGAACAACAAACCAUACAUGCCCAAUCGGGUGCACAGCAAAUUAACCCCGUACCCACAUUUGAGGAUCAAGUGGGCAGUUGGUCUCCCAACCAGCCAGUGGACAAUUCUGUGCACCACAGCGAUGAAGGAUUACCAUUUCAUUUGCAGCAAAUUGGCGCAAUCGCAGACUUUGAUAAGGAACAACAAACCAUACAUGCGCAGUCGGGUGGAGUGGAUAAAGUUCAUGAACAACAACAACAUCCCACUUCACCAGCUUUAGCGCCAGCUGCAGUACAACCCAGCCAUGAAGAUGGUGCUGAAGUGGAAGAAUAUGCUGGGUAUUUCGCACCAUUCUACGAGGAUCAAGUCACUGUUUUCCCCCAAAUGGAUGAGAGCGACUCUGACGAAGAACAAGAAGUUUGGCCACCCGUGGGAAUAUAUCCUCCACCACCACCACCGCCAGUCAGACCCACAUAUUUCCCACCGUAUUACCCUGCACAACAUCCGGUGACAAAACCACCAACACGGCCAACAACAACUCGUCCAACAAUUCGCCCUCGACCACCCACUUACCCUUCACUGUAUCCUGAAUAUCCAACAUCGCACCCUAAACCUCCAUACUAUCCACAAUACCCAUUAGAACCAUUGCCACAGUAUUCGACUACUACCCAGCGCCCUCCAUACAUCACGACGACGCCAAUCUAUCAGAAGCCUGGUGGCGAAGAUGUUGCUGUGUUGGAAAAUUAUCAAGUCAUUUCCGAAAAGGGCAUUCAGGAAUAUAAAUUGCGACUAAGUAAUGGAUUAACUGAUUAUAAAAAGAUAACGAAGAAACAUAUUGGCAAGAAAACAAUUUAUGUGCAAUCUGGUUACUAUUCGGUGCCGGUGGAUCCAACGAAAAACAAGUUCAAUUUGAUUCAUUAUAUUGCCGAUGAGAGGGGUUAUCGUGUUACUGGAGUGCAAAGUUGCUCAAAUGAACACCCGUGUAAAGUUGUAAAUGAAUAAAAGGAGGAGGAGUCCAGUAUUAAAUCAAUCGAUCCUUUUUACAAAUUGUACCUAUAUAUAAGUAUAUAAAUGUAUUGAAUAAAGCAUGUGUAAGCAUUAA